UGCCCCAUGCAUUGUUUCCCCUAUAAAAUGUCAAACUAUAACUCUUGCUACCUCAAAUUAAAUUAAUGAUGCUUCUUCGUAGCUCUUCAAGUCCAUUACUCAAGCAACAAUAUUAUUCAUGUCUCCCACAAGAACCAAAAAAAUACUUGUCAACAUUAUCAUCACUCUCAAAAUUAGAAUGUAAUUCAGUACAAAAGAAGAUGUCUAGAGUUUUAUCUGAAACUGAUCUCAAUAGGGCAUCAUCAUCUAAUUCAAGCAACUCAUGUUGCAUGGCCUUGCACAAUCUACUACUUCCUACCACAUUUGAUGAAGAGGAUAAAGAAGAUGAGCAGAUAGGAUUGACAAAUAGGUUGAUGUUACUUUCAAAUUCCGGGUUGGAAAUGGUGGAGAGACAUGAAGUUGAGGAAGAGAAACACACGAGGGCGGUGGAGCAACUGGUGGUUGACGGUGGUGGAAGUGGAGGAGACGGUAGAGGAAAAAAAUGUGGUGGUGGUGGUGGUGGUGAUUCUGAUGGAGAUAGUUCUGAGUUUAGUGUUGAUUUGUAUUACACAAAGAUGAUUCAAGCUAAUCCUGGGAACUCACUACUUCUUGGAAAUUAUGCAAGAUUCUUGAAAGAGGUGAGUGGAAACUUGGUGAAAGCAGAAGAAUAUUGUGAAAGAGCAAUGUUAGCAAAUCCAAGUGAUGGAAAUGUACUUUCAUUCUAUGCUGAUUUAAUUUGGAGAACACAUAAAGAUGUCCCUCGAGCUAACAACUACUUUGACAAAGCUGUUAAAGUUGCACCAAACGAUUGCUAUGUGUUGGCUUCCUAUGCUCACUUUCUUUGGGAUGUAGAGGAUGUAGAAGAAGAAAAAGAACAAGAACAUAGACAAUAUCAAAUGAAUGAUAAUAAUUUACCUAUAUAAUGUUGUAUAUAAAAUAUAAAUAAUUAACCAUGCUAACAUUUUUUUAGUUUUUUUUUGUAUAUCUUUUACCUUUUUAGGUAGGUUUUCCUUUUUAAUUUUUCUUUUUUGCCUUGGCUACUAAAGUAUUUUGAUGAGGUUAAGUUAUUGCUCUUUCUUGGCUUGAUUGUAAUUGAGAAUGAAAUAAAAAGUCGACUUCUAAGGAUA
Solanum tuberosum (potato) is the source of this 1106-nucleotide messenger RNA. RefSeq lists its product as uncharacterized. NCBI's taxonomy places the organism in Eukaryota, Viridiplantae, Streptophyta, Magnoliopsida, Solanales, Solanaceae. The coding region runs from base 66 to 902 and encodes 278 amino acids. The record is from RefSeq and is a predicted model, not a curated record. Gene Ontology annotation, molecular function: protein binding. The transcript has 4 exons.